AUGUCUCCGACAAAGUUUAAAUGGUCUCAAGCCAAGUCGCCGGAGCUUGAGCCGGCCUCCUCACAAUCCUCCUCCUUCCGGAUCUCCCCGAUAUCCCCAAUUCACCUCCUGAAUCAUCUUCCCCAUCUCUCGCCCACACGAUCCGCCGGCUCAGUAAAUACAGAACCACCACUGCUCCCGUGGCAGUCACAAUUGCACCCGCCGCCAUUCCAAUCCUCCUCUUUAUCGAAACGAACCAAUUUCACUCCUUCACGGAAUCUAGAAACGCAACAUGACGAUUCAGGGAAUCUAUCUCUCGCUGAAACGAAACGCGAUAACGAAGACUCUCCACAAACUUUGAAACCGUUCAACAGAAAUCCGUUGCAGUAUAUGGAUCGAAGCUCCGAUUUAUCCAAAAUCCAACCGAUGAGAAUGAAAAUUCCGACUGUGGAUGAAAAGUUACCAUGCACAGAGGAGAAACGAUUGUUGGAAGAGAUUCUUCGCCGACUCUCAUCACCGCACAGUGAUUACGAAAGCCCGACCACCGAACUGAUGAAAAACGGACGGAAAUUGGGUUCGAAAUCGAUGAAAGGUUUGAAGCACCAUCGAGUAGCCAAAUCGUCAGUGAAGAGCAACGGAGAAGAGAGAGGUAGGAGAGAGAAGAAAAAGAGAAAAAUGACGCUGAAAGAAAAUCGAUUUUUUCCUUUUCAUUAA
Messenger RNA from Microthlaspi erraticum, 693 nucleotides. Lineage: Eukaryota; Viridiplantae; Streptophyta; Magnoliopsida; Brassicales; Brassicaceae. The record is from the annotation of a GenBank genome assembly.